UUCCACUACAUUCCUAGGAAAUCAAUGUCCCAUCACUGGUGAACUAUUUUUAGAACCGGAAUGUAAAAAGUGCUGUGCAUGCUUCAGGAUUGUUAAGCGUAUCUUGUGGAUUUGUGGGUGGGGCAGAGAUGAUCAAAGAUCGGACUGCAGAUGAUGAACAGAGGGAACCAAGAAAUGGGUGAGAGGAAAGAGGUGGAGGGAGGAAAGUAGGAGUUACUUCUUAGCGUGAGGCUUUAUAAACCUUUGGCAGAUUUUUACCCAUGAAGUUCUUGACCAUUUGAACACAUGCCGGGAUCACUUUGUGCAAAGAGCAGUUACAUUUUGAACCGUUGCUGCAGGAAUCGCAACCCCUAAUGGCGCAACCUGACCUGAAGCAUGAGAAUGAGAAGCAGGUGGACGCCCCUGUCCAGACGGAACGAGCCUCGUGCCCGCGCAGGGCCAAGGCUCGCUUUCUGAAGGGCAUCUCCUACUUCUAUGGAGACAUGGCAGUUUUUGCAAAGUGGAUGGAAAAGCAGUUUUUCUUGCUGCAGUUACUGGACUGGGUCCUGCGUGGGGCUGCCCAGGUCAUGUUUGUGAACAACCCGCUGAGCGGCCUCAUUAUCUUCGCCGGCCUCAUCCUGCAGAACUACUGGUGGGCGCUCAACGGCUUUGUGGGGACUCUUUUCGCCACCAUUUCAGCCCUCAUUCUGCGACAGAACAGGGGUGCAAUUGCUGCAGGACUGUAUGGAUACAACGGUAUCCUAGUGGGCUUGCUGAUGGCGGUCUUCUCCGAUGCAGGAAACUGGUACUGGUGGCUCUUGCUGCCCAACAUCUUCCUGUCCAUGAUGUGUCCAAUCGUGUCCAGCGCCUUGGCAUCCAUUAACAGUCGCUGGGAUCUGCCAGUGUUCACGCUGCCCUUCAACAUCCUGGUGUGCCUCCACAUGGUGGCCACAGGUCACUACAACCACCACUUCCCCCAAGUCCUCAUCCAACCACGGACUGAGCUGCCAAAUAUCACCUGGGAGGAAAUCGAUGUUGCCAAGCUGUUCACGUCCGUGCCCGUGGGGAUAGGCCAGGUCUACGGCUGUGACAAUCCUUGGACCGGAGGCGUGUUCAUCAUCUCGCUCUUUAUCUCCUCCCCGAUCACGUGCGCUCACGCCGUCCUCGGGUCGACAAUUGGCAUGCUUUCAGGCCUGGCUUUGGCAGCUCCGUUUGGUGCGAUUUAUUUUGGCCUAUGGGGUUACAACUGCGUGCUCGCCUGCAUUGCCAUUGGAGGAAUGUUUUAUGCUCUGACUUGGCAAGUGCACCUGCUUGCUAUUACUUGUGGAUUUUUCUGCGCAUACCUGGGCUCUGCCAUCGCCAACAUCAUGUCCGCGUUUGGUCUGCCAGCCUGCACGUGGCCCUUCUGUCUCUCUGCACUAACAUUUUUGCUCAUCACCACAGAAACCAAUAAGAUCUUUAAGCUGCCACUUGCCAAAGUCACCUACCCAGAGAAAAAUCUGUGCUACUUCUGGAAGAUGAAGAAGCAGGAGAAACAGGAGAAGAUGGAAGAAGAUUUGAAAAAGGAAGAGGAGCAGCGGAGAGGUACUGAGGAAGCGAUACCCGAUGAGAAAAUACAGCUGGGCCUCGACCUCCGAGCCACGGAAGAAGCCGACAUGACGCAAAUAGUCACGGUGCCCGAGGCACAGAGCGAGCAAUGGGACGCUGGGGGAGAACAAACCACAGAAUACUUCCCAACAGAAGAAACACUUGCAAAUUAUGUUUAAAAGAGACACAGAGGAGAGGAGAGGAGAGACAAUUUGUAAAGUGCAUUUGUAAAGUUGUAGAGUCAAAUCCCUCCUGAAUUUUCUAUCUGACCACUCACUCCUAAUUGCCAAUGUCACCAAUUACUCUGUUGGGAUUAUGUGAACUGUCAGAAGGCAUAUAUAUUUAUUAUGGAGAGCACUUUUCAGAUUUUUACGCUUGCAUUCUUUCAUUAGUCAUGUUAGUUACACGUGCAACCAAGUGCCAACAUAUUGUAAAAUAUGUCAGUAUUCCCUCAUCUCUAUAUGCUAUGCAAUAUUGAUAUUGUUUUAUGACAAUCAUGCUGCUUGUUUCUGUUUUGAACAGAUUUUCCAGUUGAGUCAAUAUAAAUGUAUACUUUUAUUUUAUCAUCUCAGUUGUUCGUUCCCUUUUAUACGUGGAUGUGUAAAUAUACUUUCAUUAUCACCCCUGUGUGUUAUGACCGAGCAAGCUCGUGUGAUUUGACUUUUUCUUUCCGACUGCAUAAACACUGACAUCAAGAGUAUGACACAAUUAUCCCAAAAAACCUUACACUCAAGAAGCAAAACCAAAAUGGCUCAGAUUUGCACCACGAUGCGACACGAUGUCAGCGACACGCUUUUUGCAAAACAAUACACGCAAUGAGUUGAAAACCGCGAAGCACACGUUAGACACGCCGUCGCGUCCUUGCAAUUCCAAAGCGCUGACUGUCAAAUGGGAACACCAACAAGGAGGAGAACAAAGGAAAACAGGAGCACGUUUGGAAACAAUAGUUGACAAUGUUGUGGACCACGGACUGACGCUGAGGGAGUUCAGCCAAAACUUAGCGUUUUGAGAGUUUCAGUGGCAUCUAACAUGAGGACAAUUCAAGAAGAAAAUGGGUACAUUUUGGAAAAGCCUACAGUUAAAGUAAUCAGCUGCUUGCAGUAUUCUAUGCACCACAUCAGCACUUUUGAUACCCCUUCCUAUGACAUUUUAACGCAGGUUUUUUUUUCUACAUAGGAUCGGGGGGUCAAGAACAACAUGGCGGAAGGGGCACAUAUUCACUAAGAACGAGAGGAAUCAUAAAUACGAUGAACAUUGAAAUUCUCUGACCAGAUCCAGCUAGGCGAAGAGAUAAUGUCUAAUAUUUUCGGUACUGGGAUUUUUGUGCGUGUUUCUUUUACCUGUGCUGGAUACACUAUUUUAUGGUUGUCUGAUAUUUGCUGAACUUACAAAGUGUUUUAUGUACACUACUAUAGUAGCAUGAAAAGCAGUACGUGUUUUUUGUGCUUGUCCAUGUUGACUGAAGUGGGUACUGUCUCCAAAGUGUUCUGUAAAUUGACUGUCUGUUGUACUAGAGCGGCUCCAACUACCGGAGACAAAUUCCUUGUGUGUUUUGGACAUACUUGGCAAAUAAAGAUGAUUCUGAUUCUGA
Molecule: messenger RNA, 3157 nt
Organism: Phyllopteryx taeniolatus (common seadragon)
Lineage: Eukaryota; Metazoa; Chordata; Actinopteri; Syngnathiformes; Syngnathidae
Gene: slc14a2
Product: solute carrier family 14 member 2
Exons: 9
Coding region: 354-1745 (463 amino acids)
Biological process (GO): urea transmembrane transport
Cellular component (GO): membrane
Molecular function (GO): urea transmembrane transporter activity
Source: RefSeq, a predicted model, not a curated record